AAUUUGUAAUUUCCCCCUUCUCAAUUGUAUUCUCAUUCCUUUCUGACUUCUUCCGUCGAUCCUCCAGCCCGUCGUACUCCACACUCCUCGACAGCCGACUAAGGCACGCAGUGACACAGCGACGUCAAGCUCUGGCAGCCAACCAUCGACGCUCCUCGACGUCCAGCACGGCAGCACUCCAGUACAGACUAUAGAGCUCCACUCACUGUCUCCCGUCAAUCAGCAUAGCCAAUUAGCCAGAUAGAAGAAUAUGGCUGCUUUCAUGGGCGCAAGCUUGCGUUCAUUUCUCAAGUGCUGUAUUUUGGAUUCUUUGGGCUCCAACUAUGGUGGAAAUUGAAGAUCUUUUGAUACUAUUCUGCAUAUUCCAUACCUGCGUAGGACUGAUUGUGCCGUCACUUGCCAGAUUAAGAACCAUCUCAUUUGAACCAUUUAUUGGAAUAUGCCCAACGAAGAGGCAGCAUGCUCUAAGCUUUUAUGGUAGCAGCUUUCCGGCUUGGCUACACUGUCAUUUUUGGAUCAUAUGCUUCAUUUCUAUAUAUUCGCACAGAUGACAAUGGAAGAAUCAACUAUUGAUGGCGGGACUUUUGGCACCGCCGGCGUUUCGAAAUGGACGGCAGUAAUAGCAUGUAUAUCCAUGGCGCUAUUUUAUGUUGCAAUCCUCUAUUCACCGACGCUAAUCCUCCGCUUGCCGCCGCCCGAUUCCUUUAAAUCCUUCAUGAUCCGACGGUUCAUCUGUGCUGCCAUUUCCACCGUCGCCUCACUCAUCGCCUGCUCUCUCAUCCUCCCUAUUGAGUUAGAUGCAUCAGACUUAUUAAGUGCUUAUGGAAUCAGAGCUGACCAUUUUUGGCAGGCUGCUGUCUUUCCUUUAUCUUUAACUGCUCUUAUGUAUGCCGGGUCUUUGUUGGAGGCAUUGCUACUUUUGGUUUCCUGCCAAGAAAAUCAGGGUGAUGGUACAAGUAUUUUAUCAACCAUUCCUCAAAGAUUCGUGAACUCAGUUUUUUCAAUGGCUACCAAUAUCUCAGCUUGGCGCAAUUAUUUUGUGGCACCAGUUACAGAAGAGCUUGUAUUUAGAGCUUGUAUGAUUCCUUUGCUUCUUUGUGGAGGAUUCAAUACGUAUACUGUUGUGUUUCUUUGUCCUGUCUUUUUCAGUUUAGCUCAUUUGAACCAUUUAUUGGAAUAUGCCCAACGAAGAGGCAACUUGCUCCAAGCUUUUAUGGUUGCAGCUUUCCAGCUUGGCUACACUGUCAUUUUUGGAUCAUAUGCUUCAUUUCUAUAUAUUCGCACAGGGCAUCUGGUUGCUCCACUUGUUGCUCAUAUCUUCUGUAAUUAUAUGGGCUUGCCUGCUAUAGUUUCUAGGAGGUCAGGGCUAAUAACUUUCGCAUUUCUAGCUGGGUUGCUGGGUUACCUCUGGCUUCUUUUUCCGCUAACCAGUCCACAGUUGUAUAACAAUGGGACAGAUGAUUGCAACUGUUGGCAUCGAUACUGUUCUUGGAACUAAAAAGACUCAAUUCUCGAUAGAGAGAGAUUGCUGGACUCCGAUAUGAAAUUCAAGAUAGAUGGUAACUCCUCUCUCCCUUCAACAGCAGGUGGAUCAUGAAUACAAAGUUCAAACAUCAACCUUGUACUACCCACCACCGAGGAGGUGGCAUCGCUAAAAUACUUCGCAGAUUAGGUAUUGGUCGCCUACUUGCUCGAGCCACUGGGCUAACCUUACAUGGUAUUCAAACAUUACUUGUAAGAGCAAUCUGUGUCUAAAGUUUUCUGGCGUUUACUUGUACUGGAAAUUAUUUUAUAGAGUUCAAAAAUGAGGAAGACUGCAUAUGAUGUUCUUUCGUCAUCUUGCUCAGUUGGUUCUACCCUAAAUCUUGUCUUAAAUUA
Molecule: messenger RNA, 1878 nt
Organism: Ipomoea nil (Japanese morning glory)
Lineage: Eukaryota; Viridiplantae; Streptophyta; Magnoliopsida; Solanales; Convolvulaceae
Product: CAAX prenyl protease 2
Exons: 13
Coding region: 521-1498 (325 amino acids)
Biological process (GO): CAAX-box protein processing
Cellular component (GO): endoplasmic reticulum membrane
Molecular function (GO): metalloendopeptidase activity
Source: RefSeq, a predicted model, not a curated record